AUGAAUGAAGAUACCCUUUUUGCCAGUUACUGGAUCAUCCUUGCAACCGGUUUCCGCCGAUCGUUACCAUUCCUACAGGACUUCUACUCCAUUGGCGGAAAAGCUACGCCCGACAAGGAUAAUUCCCCAAUCCUCACUGAUGCGCAUGACCUUCAUUCCCUGGCUUGGACAGGCCAUUAUAUUCCGGAUCCCACCUUGGCUUUUGCCAAUGUUAGACCAUGGACCUUCGGUCGAUAUCAGUCCCUUGCUUUUGCCAAGGUAUGGAAAGGAACUGCUCGGUUACCGAACAAAGAAAGAUUGUGGAAACAGUAUUUCAAUGAUAACCACUGGCAGGCCCCGGCAAAGGUUGUAUUCGGUACUAUUGCAGAGGAGACCCUAGGUAGACAGUAUCCUUUGGAGAACCGAGAGAGAUUCGCUUAUUAUUCUGAUGAAGUUUGGGAGCAUGGCUAUACCAGCUCCGACAACUUUACCAGGAUUGAGAACACACCACGGGAUGAAUGGCCUACAUACCCUCGCGCUGGCGAUCAGUCUCCGGAGUAUGAUUUUGACUCGGGGUGGGAGUGGUGA
This is a messenger RNA of Kwoniella botswanensis, 567 nucleotides long. RefSeq lists its product as uncharacterized. The transcript has 6 exons. The record is from RefSeq and is a predicted model, not a curated record. Lineage: Eukaryota; Fungi; Basidiomycota; Tremellomycetes; Tremellales; Cryptococcaceae. Bases 1 to 567 code for a protein of 188 amino acids.